Porites lobata is the source of this 2026-nucleotide messenger RNA. The record is from the annotation of a GenBank genome assembly. NCBI's taxonomy places the organism in Eukaryota, Metazoa, Cnidaria, Anthozoa, Scleractinia, Poritidae.
UUUUUUGCGGCAGGGUUUCCACGUAUUGUUGCUUUGUAUCCUCUCAAUAAAAGAACAAGAGGAAAGGACAUCAGUUCCAGCGGAAAUCCCGAAGGAGAGUUGUACGGAGUACGGCCGGCUCCUGGUCCCGACGGACUUCCCGAUGGCUCUUUUUACUUUUCUGGUCGUAAAACCAGCUACAUCAAGUUCCCAAACAACGGAAAGCUAGACUCUCGCUACUCACUCACCCUCCUUGCCUGGGUUUACCCUCAGGGUUCAGGGCCAAUCUUCCAUUUUUCUCCUGGUGGAGUUCGGUUCUGGGUUGUCAGGCCCAACAUUCUGCUCGUCCGAUUUGUUCGCCGCACAGGCAGACCAACGCGGCAGCUCAUAAGUCGCAGAUUGAUACCAAGGCAGUGGAAUUACGUCGGGGCAUCUUACGACGAAAAGACGGGAAUAGCAACGCUUUGGCGUAAUUCUCGACCUCUCAAGUCUGUCUUUAUCGGGAGGAUUCGUCUUGCUACCAACCGUCCUGUCAGGAUGGGUUCGCUGCCUCGAGACAUGAGGUACUUCCGAGGAAGGAUCUCGUGCAUGCAAGUCUAUAGUGUACCUCUGUCUGGACCUGAGAUAAAAAGAGCUGAAAAAGUCUGCUUCAGAGCACGUAAGUUAAUCCUCAACGCUUUUUUAUUAGUUAAGAUAUGUUUUUAUUAUUAUUCUCAACAUUAGCUUUUGUUAUCAUGAGACAAUACCUAGGACUGACCUAUAGAUAAUGUUACUUGGUGCAUCUUAGCACAGAGUGCAUUUUGAGUCAACUGUUCUGUCCUUAUAUCGAAGCAGGGGAUUGCUUAGUAACCAUGAAGACUGUGGGUAACUAGGUAAUAAAUAGUAAAUAAAUAGUUUGUCCAGCUUCAGUUUUUGACAUAUGAUAUUCUCGUUUGCUUGGUAUUCUCCCGUUUGUUAUUACUUGAAGUGGAAUGAUAACAUGGAAAACGGCGGAGUAAAUUUUUAAACUUUAACGGAGCUUUAAAAAUGGAAUAGCUGAAAUGUUAACUUUUGAUUCGGACAGAGAUAGUCUUGUAGUCACGUUCAAAAUUCUAAUUUUUGUUUUCCUUAGGUCCGACAAAUAAACCAACGAUACCUCCACGUAAGUACUUGCCCAUGUUUGUUUUAAGGGGCCAACACGUUCUGAGUAAUCAUCGCAAUGUUGUAAUUUGUUUCGUCGCAGGAGAGGACCCGGAGUAAAGCCAGGUUAAUACCAUCUGGUGUGCCUCAGAAGGCCAUACAGGAGGGAAAUAGAUGACUUUGCGGGUGUCUUUCGAGUCAGAGAGAAGACAUUUUCCCUGGGUCCUAACAGCUCAAAAAUUAGGAAUAAAAUUGGUGCUUAAAAAUCCUUAACUUUUCUUUUUCGUUAGGCCUUCCGGAUGCCGUGGCGUUUUACCCUUUAACCAUCCAAUAUCGUGGUUACGAUGUCGGUCCCAAUAAAAACCCGCCGGGUCAACUUAACAACGUACGUCCAGCACCAGGCCCAGAUGGGAGAACAGGUGGGUCGUACAGUUUCCGUGGCUCACCUGACAGCUUUAUUGAGUUCCCUAACACCGGGAAGCUGGACACCAAAAACUCGAUUACACUGCUGGCUUGGGUGAAUCCCAAAGGUGGUGCCGGUCCAAUCUUCAACUACAAUCCUAGAGGUUUCGGAGUCCAUUUGUGGGUUACACGCGUCGGAAGACUUUUCGUUCGCUUUGUGCGACGCACGCGUGUUUAUACCCAACCGCUUAUCGGUCGCCGCCUUAGACGCCGAUCGUGGAGUUUUGUUGGAGCUACGUAUGAUCAACAGACAGGUGUUGCAACGUUGUAUGUCAAUGACAAGGCUGUUGCCUCUAAAACCCUUGGCCGAAUACGCUUGGCAACAAAUUAUCCCGCCAGGAUGGGUGCAAGAAUUGGAGAUCGUCGCUACUUCCGGGGCUGGAUCACGUGCAUGCAGGUCUAUGACGUGGCACUCUCCCUGCGGCUUAUAAGGAUCGCAAAACGACUUUGUUUUAAAGGUAUUUAG